GGAAACUGUUGUGUUGAAAGGAAGAAUUAACUGGUCUUUCAACUUCAGCCUUUUUAUUGUGAGAGGGAAGAUCACAGAAGUGUUACCAUGGGGAGAACAGCAGCUAAAGAACAGUUUAAUUGGGAUGAUUAUCUGAAAGAGACUGAAUCAGUAGCUGCCCCUCUACAUUGUUUCAGACAGUCUAGAGUUCCACCUACGAACGAUUUCAAAGUUGGUAUGAAACUGGAAGCCCAUGAUCCUCGCAACGUUACCUCAGUUUGUAUAGCUACAGUAAUUGGAAUCACUGGUGCCAGGCUAAGGUUGCGGCUGGAUGGAAGUGACAACAAAAAUGAUUUUUGGAGGCUUGUGGAUUCCACGGACAUACAGCCCAUUGGGACCUGCGAAAAGAAAGGAGGCAUGCUCCAGCCUCCGCUUGGGUUCCAGAUGAAUGCAUCGUCUUGGCCAAUGUUUCUCUUAAGAACUCUCAAUGGAGCUGAAAUGGCACCCGCAGCAUUCUUUAAAAAGGAACCACCAAAACCUGUGCCAAACUGCUUUAAAGUUGGAAUGAAACUUGAAGCUAUAGAUAGGAAGAACCCGUACUUAAUUUGCCCAGCAACCAUUGGAGAUGUUAAAGGAGACGAAGUUUUUGUUACAUUUGAUGGCUGGAGAGGAGCAUUUGACUAUUGGUGCAGAUGUGAUUCUCGAGAUAUUUUCCCAGUCGGGUGGUGUAGCUUGACAGGAGAUGCAUUACAACCACCAGGGAACAAUGUUUCCAUUACAAAGAGCAGUGCAAAAAUCCAAUCUUCCCCUUCCAAAGUGACCCGGCGUUCAAUGCAGUCUCCACAGAAAUCUGCUCCAGUACCAGCGCAACGGGGCAGGAAACCAGGUCGGGGCAAACCCCCUGGACAGUCUGCAGUUCCCAAGAAGGGCAGGUCUCCUAAAAAUAUUCCCCUGACAAAAAGCACCUCUCAUACUGAAAAUCUUAAAACAAGGAAAAAAAGUUUAAAACCUGGAAAAAAGAAAAAAAUCUUGCCGGAACAACUGACUCCUGCAUCUCCUUCUCCUCAUUCUUCUCCUGAGGGGAACAGUGGCGCUACGCAGAUACUUAAAGAUGGAAUUAGUUUGUCUGGUGCAACUGCAGCAGUUAUAUCCACAGUAUGUGUUUAUGUCAACAAGCAUGGAAAUUCUGGGCCUCACCUGGAUAAGAAGAAGGUAGGACCAGGUCCUGUCAAUGUGGUACUUCAGCAGGCUGUACAGGCUUGCGUGGAUUGUGCCUAUCAAUCCAAAACAGUCUUUGGAUUUCUGAAAUCUGGCCAUCACGGAGGGGAAAUGAUAACUGCUUCCUUUGAUGGGGAAAAGCACGCCAUCAAUCUUCCUUCUGUAAACAGCGCAUCAUUUGUCCUACGCUUCUUGGAGAAACUCUGCCACAGCCUGCAGUGUGAUAAUCUCUUUAGUAGCCAGCCUUUCAGCCCUUACAUGGGAUGUGCACACAGUCCUACAGAGUAUGACAGGAACAAACCAGCAAAAGAAGAAAUACCUGAAAACAGGAGUGCUAAACGAUACUCUCAGGACUCUCCACCAUAUACUGCUCCUCUUUCCCCUAAGCUUCCCAGAAAUGAUGCUCAUCCAUCUGAAGCAGAAACAUUACCUAUAGAAGAAAACAGCACUUCCAGAGAACACCGAUUUUCUGAGGACUCUAUGGAUUCUGCACUUAGUUCUGUAAAUCCUUCAAGCCCGACCCGUCGAAAUUCCACAGAAUAUCGUACUUCAGGGAGUGCAGCAUAUUACAGAAAUUCCCUUCAGCCAGUGACUGCUACCUCAAAUUCAGCCCUAAUCCUGCGCAGGCUGUCCUUGAGCUCUGCUGGGAGCAGCAGUUACUAUGAAGUUAGUAGGAAUCGAAUACAGAGGCGGAUUGAAGCUGCAAGUUCCACAACUGGACCGGAUCUGAAUUCACUAAAAAGGGAACCUUCAAGAAUAUUGAAUAAGGAUCCUUCCACCUGGUCAAUAGAGGAAGUAAUGCGUUUUGUGAAAGAAGCUGAUCCACAGGCACUAGCUCCACAUGCAGAACUCUUUAGGAGACAUGAAAUUGAUGGGAAGGCACUACUCUUACUGAGGAGUGAUAUGAUAAUGAAAUAUAUGGGACUGAAGCUGGGGCCUGCCCUAAAGUUGUGCUACCACAUUGAAAGACUUAAACAAGGAAAGUACUAGCCAGUGGGGAUACCACAAAUACGUGUGUUCGUAUCACACUAAGCUCUCAGGUUCACAGCCAUCGCCUUUAUUUUAAACUAUUUUGCUGAUAUAAAUCAUCUUUAUUUUUUGAAAAUGCCCUCAAAAUGUAAAAAAGACAUUCAGGAUGAAGAGGGAG
Fulmarus glacialis (Northern fulmar) is the source of this 2344-nucleotide messenger RNA. RefSeq names its product sex comb on midleg-like protein 2. Gene Ontology annotation, biological process: regulation of DNA-templated transcription. Gene Ontology annotation, cellular component: nucleus. Lineage: Eukaryota; Metazoa; Chordata; Aves; Procellariiformes; Procellariidae. Gene Ontology annotation, molecular function: protein binding. The record is from RefSeq and is a predicted model, not a curated record.